Suricata suricatta (meerkat) is the source of this 6566-nucleotide messenger RNA. RefSeq names its product cytoplasmic linker associated protein 2 (gene CLASP2). The record is from RefSeq and is a predicted model, not a curated record. Gene Ontology annotation, cellular component: spindle microtubule; cytoplasmic microtubule; mitotic spindle. Lineage: Eukaryota; Metazoa; Chordata; Mammalia; Carnivora; Herpestidae. The transcript is spliced from 42 exons. Gene Ontology annotation, molecular function: microtubule binding. Gene Ontology annotation, biological process: mitotic spindle assembly. The coding region runs from base 23 to 4894 and encodes 1623 amino acids.
GGUCCCCCGCGGGCGGGCGGCCAUGGAGCCCCGCAGCAUGGAGUACUUCGGCGCCCAGGUGCUGCAGAAGGACGUCGGCGGCCGCCUGCAGGUCGGCCAGGAGCUGCUGCUCUAUCUGGGCGCCCCCGGCGCCAUCCCGGACCUGGAGGAGGACCUGGGUCGCCUGGGCAAGACUAUCGACGCGCUUACCGGCUGGGUGGGCUCGAGCAACUACCGGGUAUCAUUAAUGGGAUUGGAAAUUUUAAGUGCCUUUGUGGACAGACUAUCUACACGAUUUAAGUCCUAUGUGGUAAUGGUUAUUGUAGCUUUAAUAGACAGAAUGGGAGAUGCCAAAGACAAGGUCCGAGAUGAAGCUCAGACUCUGGUGUUGAAGUUGAUGGACCAAGUAGCACCACCUAUGUACAUUUGGGAACAGUUGACUUCUGGUUUUAAGCACAAGAAUUUUCGAUCUCGAGAAGGCGUGUGUUUAUGUCUUAUUGAAACCUUAAACGUUUUUGGGGCUCGGCCGCUAGUCCUCAGCAAGUUGGUACCACAUUUGUGUAUCCUAUUUGGAGAUUCCAACAGUCAGGUGAGAGACGCCGCAGUGUCGGCUAUGGUGGAGAUCUACAGACAUGUCGGGGAGAGAGUGCGGGCGGACCUGUGGAAGAGGGGGCUCCCCCCUGCCCGAUUAGAGAUGAUUUUUGCCAAAUUUGAUGAAGUGCAAAAUUCAGGCGGUAUGAUUUUGAGUGUCUGCAAAGAUAAAAGCUUUGAUGAUGAAGAAUCAGUGGAUGGAAACAGGCCAUCAUCAGCUGCUUCAGCCUUCAAGGUUCCUGCACCUAAAACAUCCGGAAAUCCUGCCAACAGUGCAAGGAAGCCUGGCUCAGCAGGUGGCCCUAAGGUUGGAGGUGCUUCUAAGGAAGGAGGUGCUGGAGCAGUUGAUGAAGACGAUUUUAUAAAAGCUUUCACGGAUGUCCCUUCUGUUCAGAUCUAUUCGAGUCGAGAACUUGAAGAAACAUUAAAUAAAAUCCGGGAAAUAUUGUCAGAUGACAAACACGACUGGGAUCAGCGUGCCAGUGCACUUAAGAAAAUUCGAUCAUUGCUUGUUGCUGGGGCUGCACAAUAUGACUGCUUUUUCCAGCAUUUACGCUUGUUGGACGGAGCGCUUAAACUUUCAGCGAAGGAUCUUAGAUCCCAGGUGGUGAGAGAAGCCUGCAUCACUGUAGCACAUCUUUCAACAGUUUUGGGAAACAAGUUUGAUCAUGGCGCUGAAGCCAUUGUACCUACACUUUUUAACCUCGUCCCCAAUAGUGCAAAAGUCAUGGCAACUUCUGGAUGCGCGGCUAUCAGAUUCAUCAUUCGGCAUACUCAUGUACCCAGACUUAUACCUUUAAUAACAAGCAAUUGCACAUCAAAAUCAGUUCCUGUAAGGAGGCGUUCAUUUGAAUUUUUAGAUUUAUUGUUACAAGAGUGGCAGACUCAUUCAUUGGAAAGACAUGCAGCUGUCUUGGUUGAAACUAUUAAGAAGGGAAUUCAUGACGCUGAUGCUGAAGCCAGAGUUGAGGCAAGAAAGACAUACAUGGGUCUUAGAAACCACUUCCCUGGUGAAGCUGAAACCUUGUAUAAUUCGCUUGAGCCAUCUUACCAGAAGAGUCUUCAGACGUACUUAAAGAGCUCUGGCAGUGCAGCAUCUCUCCCACAGUCAGACAGGUCCUCAUCUAGCUCACAGGAAAGUCUCAAUCGCCCUUUUUCUUCCAAAUGGUCUACAGCAAACCCAUCAACUGUGGCCGGAAGAGUGUCCGCCGGCAGCAGCAAAGCCAGCUCCCUUCCCGGAAGCCUGCAGCGCUCACGGAGCGACAUCGACGUGAACGCUGCCGCGGGCGCCAAGGCACACCACGCUGCCGGGCAGGCCGUGCCCGGUGGGCGCUUAGGCGCGGGGGCCCUGAACCCAGGUUCCUACGCCUCACUGGAGGAUACUUCUGACAAGAUGGAUGGAGCAACAUCCGAAGAUGGCCGGGUGAGAGCAAAGCUUUCGACACCUCUUGCGGGCAUGGGAAAUGCCAAGGCGGAUUCCCGAGGGAGAAGCCGGACAAAAAUGGUGUCUCAGUCUCAGCCUGGCAGCCGGUCCGGGUCUCCGGGAAGAGUUCUGACCACGACAGCCCUCUCCACCGUGAGCUCCGGUGUUCAGAGAGUCUUGGUCAACUCCGCCUCGGCGCCGAAGAGAAGCAAGAUACCACGGAGCCAGGGCUGUAGCAGAGAGGCCAGUCCGUCCAGGCUGUCCGUGGCCCGAAGCAGCCGCAUUCCUCGGCCAAGUGUGAGUCAAGGGUGCAGCCGGGAAGCCAGUCGGGAGAGCAGCCGGGACACAAGUCCCGUUCGUUCUUUCCAGCCCCUCGCCUCCAGACACCAUUCCAGAUCUACUGGUGCGCUCUACGCCCCCGACGUGUACGGGGCCUCAGGUCCGGGGUAUGGGAUGAGCCAGUCGAGCCGACUGUCGUCUUCGGUCAGUGCCAUGCGAGUCCUGAACACAGGUUCUGAUGUGGAGGAGGCGGUAGCGGACGCACUGCUCUUAGGAGACAUACGGACUAAGAAAAAACCUGCUCGCAGGAGAUACGAGUCCUAUGGGCUGCAUUCCGACGACGACGCCAACAGCGACGCGUCCAGCGCUUGUUCGGAGCGCUCCUACAGCUCGCGGAACGGCAGCAUCCCCACGUACAUGAGGCAGACGGAGGACGUGGCCGAGGUCCUCAACAGGUGUGCCAGCUCCAACUGGUCAGAGAGGAAGGAAGGCCUCCUGGGGCUGCAGAACCUACUGAAAAAUCAGAGGACACUAAGUCGAGUUGAACUGAAAAGAUUAUGUGAAAUUUUCACAAGAAUGUUUGCUGAUCCUCAUGGCAAGGUAUUCAGCAUGUUCUUGGAGACUCUGGUGGAUUUCAUACAAGUCCACAAAGAUGAUCUUCAAGAUUGGUUGUUUGUACUGCUGACUCAACUAUUAAAAAAAAUGGGUGCUGAUUUGCUGGGGUCUGUUCAGGCAAAAGUUCAGAAAGCCCUUGAUGUUACAAGAGAAUCUUUUCCAAAUGAUCUUCAAUUCAAUAUUCUAAUGAGAUUUACAGUCGAUCAGACCCAAACACCAAGCUUGAAGACAGUCAAGACAGCACUUCGGGACCAGCUUCACUCUUUUUGGAGUUCCAAGAGAAUGUUUGUAUGCAUCUGUUUUCAACUACUAACCUCUGAGCCUCACUCGAAGCAUGCCCAGAUUUUACUUCAAGUGUUACUCAAACGCCAGGCUGCUUCUGGAGAAGCUUCCCGGGGGUUCUUAGAGGGCAGCGCAGGAUGGGUCUUGCUAACAGACGCACAUCGUAAAUUGAGACGAAGCACAGAUGCUCAUGUGCCCCAUUCGCCAAAGCUAUGGCGGCUCGAGGCCGAGAUGCCGAGUGCGGUUCCUGGGGCUGGGGCUCGGCGGUGCCGGGCUCGCCGCUUGGAGCGCAGGCUGAAAUGGAGUCCUCUGAGUCACCAAAAUACACUCAUCUGCUUCUUAUAUGUGUUUGUUUUACAGGCGGCACAAUCUGUGCUGAUUUCCUUGUUUGAACUCAAUACCCCAGAGUUUACAAUGUUGUUAGGAGCUUUACCAAAAACUUUUCAGGAUGGUGCUACCAAGCUUCUUCAUAACCACCUUCGAAACACUGGCAACGGGACCCAGGGUUCCAUGGGGAGUCCUUUGACAAGACCAACACCACGUUCACCAGCCAACUGGUCCAGUCCUCUAACUUCUCCUACCAAUACAUCACAGAAUACUUUAUCUCCAAGUGCAUUUGAUUAUGACACAGAAAAUAUGAACUCUGAAGAUAUUUAUAGCUCUCUCAGAGGUGUCACUGAAGCAAUUCAGAAUUUCAGCUUCCGUAGCCAAGAAGAUAUGAAUGAGCCAUUGAAAAGAGAUUCCAGAAAGGAUGAUGGUGAUUCUUGUGGCGGUCCUGGGAUGCCCGACCCAAGGGCAGGAGGUGACACCACUGACUCGGGCCAAACAUCCCUUGAUAAUAAAGCUUCGUUACUGCACUCAAUGCCUGCCCACUCGUCUCCGCGCUCGCGAGACUAUAACCCGUAUAACUACUCCGAUGGCAUCAGCCCCUUCAAUAAGUCUGCCCUCAAGGAAGCCAUGUUUGACGACGACGCCGACCAGUUUCCUGAUGAUCUUUCCCUAGACCAUUCUGACCUGGUCGCAGAGUUGUUGAAGGAGUUGUCGAACCACAAUGAACGUGUAGAGGAAAGAAAAAUCGCCCUCUACGAGCUCAUGAAGCUGACACAGGAAGAAUGUCUCAGCGUUUGGGACGAGCACUUCAAAACCAUCCUACUCCUCUUGCUUGAGACCCUGGGGGAUAAAGAGCCCACAAUCAGAGCUCUGGCAUUAAAGGUUCUGAGAGAAAUCCUAAGGCAUCAGCCAGCCAGAUUUAAAAACUAUGCAGAACUGACGGUCAUGAAAACAUUGGAAGCACAUAAAGAUCCUCAUAAGGAGGUGGUGAGAUCCGCCGAGGAGGCGGCGUCAGUGCUGGCCACGUCCAUCAGCCCGGAGCAGUGCGUCAAAGUGCUCUGCCCCAUCAUCCAGACCGCGGACUACCCCAUCAACCUGGCCGCCAUCAAGAUGCAGACAAAAGUGAUAGAGAGAGUGUCCAAGGACACCCUGAACCUGCUCUUGCCGGAGAUUAUGCCAGGCUUGAUACAGGGCUAUGACAACUCGGAGAGCAGCGUGCGGAAAGCUUGCGUCUUCUGCCUGGUGGCCGUCCACGCGGUGAUUGGCGACGAGCUGAAGCCACACCUCAGUCAGCUCACCGGCAGCAAAAUGAAGCUACUGAAUCUUUACAUCAAACGCGCACAGACAGGCUCUGGGGGAGCCGACUCCGCCACCGAUGUUUCUGGACAAAGUUAGUGAAGCCAACUGAAGCGCACCGGGCCUCUCAGAGAAAGGACAGACUGACCACCCCCGUCAGUGAAAGGAAAUAUUCAAACACAUCUUUUGGAACUUCCCAUCUUUUCCUGGUUUUAGUUUUUUUGUUUUGUUUUGUAUUUUCUGUAACAGAGGGCUCUCCUCAGUCUGCAUGUAACUUUUAUGAUAGUUAUUCCAAAUCCAAGAAGAAGCAGUAUUAACAUCAGUUGAUCAAUACAAAGUAAUUUUUAAUCGAAUUCAUCAUUUCACGUUUGUACUUCUCUGUCUUCCCAUUAACCUUUGCCAGUGUUAUGAUUGUAUAAAUUUUUUUAAAUGCUGGUUAAAGAGGAAUGCUUAAAGCUUUAAAAGUUGAACAGUCUAAAACUUUUUUUUUGCCUCUAUUCAAAUGCAGAUUAAUAUUUUUAUUGCUACUUGGAGUUUUGUUGUGUAUCAUGUCCUGUGCUAGAAAUACUGAAAUGAUGUGAAACAAAGCAGGACGAAUUUGAACCACAGCUGGGCUCCGUCGAUGUGCUGGUGAUCGUGUCAUGAGUUGCAACUUCUUCGGGGUGAUCUAGAGUUUAAAACCGAGACCUCAGAGAGAGUGAGAGCGAGCGAGUGAGAGAGCGAGAGCGCGCUACAGAGUCAGCCAGUUCUGUGACACGGACACUGCGGCGCGGUGGGGGGUCUUGCCGGCUGUAUUUAAACCACGCCCCCUCUACGACCGUUAAGAAGCUGCACCAAAUCUUCUGCCUGUUGUUUUCCUGAGACCUAUGAAAAUAGAAGGUUUUAUUGCAGGGUUUUUGGUUUGUUUCUCUUUGUUGUGAAUGAUGCUUUUUUCGUAUUUAUUAAUAUCAAAUUCACUUAUGAAUAAACUUGAUAAUGGAAAGAGAAAAGAAAAUCAAGUGCAUGUGUGUCCUUGACCGUCUUCUGUUUCUCAUUUAUCAACACACUUCUUAUUGACACGCGGGAGUCAACCAGCACCUUUUCUUUAAACGGUGGAACCUGGUUUCCUUUUACCAUGAACUUGUCUUACUUGAAAACAUUGAUCCUGAUGAGAGAGAAAAGACGGCACAAGGCGAUCAUCUCUGUGUAAUGGACUCAAAUUCUCUACCUCUUCAGGGCUAAUGCUUUUUAACUGAGCUGCUGCCUACAGUGUCUUUCGGAAAACUACUUCAAGGGUGAUUUUCUGUUACAUUUUAACAAGUUUUUUUAAUCACCUUUUGCUACACCUGUUCUUUUCCUGCAGCCGACUUUCAAAAAUUACCAGUUUGGUGAAAGGCAAAUUACAUCAUUUAGAACCAGGACACUAAUGAUUUCUCAUCUUGACUUUUUUUUUAAUCCUAACAUAAAGUGAAUUUGACUGGAAAGGCAAAUAGCUAUUAGGGAAGCCAUUUGCUCUUGUUACAAAGUUAUCUGUACUUUCUUUGUUUAACUGAAAAACAUGUAGAAAUGUAUGUAAAGAAUUUAAGACAAGAGUACUGGAUGGAUGGUAUGUCAUAGGCUUUCCCCUCGGUUCUGUUCUAGCCGCAGGAAACUAGUUUCUCUAUGUCCCCGCCCCUUUCCCGUAACAAUUUUGUUUUCUACUGUUAAUUACAUUGUGUAUUUAUAGUUCUAUGCUUACCGUUGUGCAUAAACUGGCAAUAAAACUGUACAUAACAUGACUUGAAAAAAUUAA